Molecule: messenger RNA, 822 nt
Organism: Strongylocentrotus purpuratus (purple sea urchin)
Lineage: Eukaryota; Metazoa; Echinodermata; Echinoidea; Camarodonta; Strongylocentrotidae
Product: immediate early response gene 5-like protein
Exons: 1
Coding region: 1-822 (273 amino acids)
Source: RefSeq, a predicted model, not a curated record
AUGUCUAUCAACAAAAUUGCCGGCUCUCGUCGACAACGUGGCGGAAUUAAUCUCCGCAAAAAUCUCCUCGUUGCCUCCGUGCUACACUCGGCAAGAAUUCAUUAUUACGAGGAAAUGUGCAAUAGAAUGCCUGGACAUAUCGCCCUGGAACAAAGUCAACCUGAACCUACAAUGGACGAUGAUUGUACCGAGUCUCCUGACUGGGAAAACGACGAGGAGAACGAUGAUCAGGAGACAAAUUACGACGAGGAUAGCGACGAGGAAGAAAAUGAAACCGCGGGAAACUCUGCCUGCGAGAUCGAGAACAGCCGAGUGGUAGUUGAACAGAUUGCCACCGCGGCGGACAAAGAAAAUGUUGCCCCAUCUGGACAUUGCAAGUGCGAUAACUCUGAGAAUGUAAAGCUUGAAAACAACGGACAUCAAGCCUCAGACUGUGAUCGUGUAGCUUUCAGCAAUGUUUCACAAAAUUCACCACCUGAAGCCUGUACAACGACGACGUGUCUCACCGUUCCGAGCGUGAAGAGGAAAAGGACCGACACCGAAGAAGCCUGCGAAACGAUCGUGACCAAACGCGUCAAAGUCGACUCACAAUGCCAAACGGUUUCCACCCCAGACUGUGGCGCUCAAUCUUCUAUCUCAACUCUAGUGGACAUUUUCAAAGCUGGUUUUCAUGGUCUUGCUGGCGAGCCUGGAAACAAACUAUCGAGCUAUGUGGAGGAGAAGGAUUCGUCGUCAAACACCACACCGUCCUACACGACCCUAAGCACACACAGUCGACCAUUCGAGUCUAUACAAGCCGCUGCAGUCAUCGCUGCCUGUUGA